Messenger RNA from Anopheles aquasalis, 1492 nucleotides. Its product is annotated as histidine--tRNA ligase-like. NCBI's taxonomy places the organism in Eukaryota, Metazoa, Arthropoda, Insecta, Diptera, Culicidae. Gene Ontology annotation, cellular component: mitochondrion; cytoplasm; cytosol. Gene Ontology annotation, molecular function: RNA binding; ATP binding; histidine-tRNA ligase activity. The record is from RefSeq and is a predicted model, not a curated record. Gene Ontology annotation, biological process: mitochondrial translation; histidyl-tRNA aminoacylation.
AUGAUUGACAACAGUGAUUCCGAGGUGACUAUCGCGAGAGUCCGGAUGUUCCGUCGUCUGCUCGCCUGGAACGUUUUGCAACGACUGGCCAUGGGACAGCGGGAAUGUAAGGCCAACAACACGCUACCGUUGCUCAAAACGGCCAAAGGUACACGGGAUUACGAUCCGGCCGCAAUGGCACUGCGUCAGCGAGCUCUAAAGCAGGUGUGUAGUGUGUUCGAACGCCACGGUGCCGUCACGAUUGAUACGCCCGUGUUCGAGCGCCAAGAGCUACUCCGUGGAAUGUACGGUGACGACGCGAAGCUUAUCUACGACCUGCAGAACCAGGGUGGUGAACUGUUGGCGCUGCGUUACGAUUUGACCGUCCCGUUUGCCCGUUACCUCGCGAUGAGCAACAUCGGCCACAUCAAGCGGUACCAAGUAGGGAAGGUGUACCGACGGGACAAUCCACAGAUUGGCCGCGGCCGGUACCGUGAGUUCCUGCAGUGUGAUUUCGACAUCGCCGGCACGUACGAUCCGAUGCUACCGGAUGCCGAGUGUCUGAAGGUGUUGGUCGAAAUUCUGGACACGCUGGCCGUCGGUGACUUUAACGUGAUGGUCAACCACAGGAAAUUGCUGGACGGGAUUUUCGGUGCAUCGGGAGUGCCGGUGAAUAAGUUCCGUACGAUCGGAUCCUCGGUCGAUAAACUGGACAAGCUACCGUGGGAUGUGGUGCGCGAUGAGAUGAUCAAACAGAAAGGACUCGAUGAGGUGACGGUGGAUCUGAUCAGAAGCUACGUCACGCUCACUGGUGGUGUUGAGUUGAUCGACCAGCUUGAAGAGGACACUCGGUUGAAGCGUUUUAAGAACGCAAUCGUGGGGUUGCAGGACAUGCGACUGUUGUUGAAGUACUGCGAGCUGUUGGGAGUGAAGGAUCGCAUUACCUUCAACCUAAGUCUGGCCCGUGGACUGGAUUACUACACGGGAAUCAUCUUCGAGGCAGUGCUGCUUACGACAGACGAGAGCUCCGUCGGAUCACUGGCCGGUGGUGGACGCUACGAUGACCUGGUGGGCACGUUCAACCGCAAAGGCCAACAGAUACCGUGUGUCGGAGUGUCGAUCGGAUUCGAGCGCAUCUUUUCGCUGCUCGAGAGCAAGGCAUCGCGAUCAAGUGAUCAGCAGAAGGUGCGCAUCGCCAAGACACAAGUUUUCGUCGCUUCCGCUCACAAGGGUUUGCUUUUGAAGCGCCUGGAGAUCCUCAACAUGCUCUGGGGUGCUGGAAUUAAGGCGGAACAUUCGUAUAAACGCGAUCCCAAACUGUUGGCGCAGCUUCGAUACUGCGAGGGGCAGCACAUUCCGUACGCUCUGAUCCUGGGUGACGCCGAACUGGCUCGUGGCGUUCUGAAACUGCGUUCGGUUGUUGAUCGGCAGGAGGAGGAACUUAAGCUCGACUCGUUUGUCAAUGAGGUGCAGGAUCGGCUGAGCAAGGAAUGCGAUUAGGGGAAACAUAAGA